Messenger RNA from Echinostoma caproni, 135 nucleotides. The record is from the annotation of a GenBank genome assembly. NCBI's taxonomy places the organism in Eukaryota, Metazoa, Platyhelminthes, Trematoda, Plagiorchiida, Echinostomatidae.
AAUCGUGGUGGAUCCGGUGGUCUGGAUAUGAAUGUGCGUUCUGCAUGGGCUCGUGGUUAUGCCGGUCAGGAUGUGGUUGUGACUAUUUUGGACGAUGGCCUCGAAACCGAUCAUCCGGACUUGAAGGAGAACUAU